Messenger RNA from Funneliformis mosseae, 180 nucleotides. The record is from the annotation of a GenBank genome assembly. Lineage: Eukaryota; Fungi; Glomeromycota; Glomeromycetes; Glomerales; Glomeraceae.
AUGCGGGUUGAUUUUUCUGAGCAAAUAUUAUUGAAAGAUGUUGAAAAUAUGAUAGAAAUUAUUGAUAAAUUAAAGGAAAUUUCUAUAGGAACAAGAGAAUUUAUAAGAUAUUCUUAUCUUUAUUAUCAAAUAUUUCAUAGCAAUAAACCUUUAGAAGAUCCUACUGAUAUUCAUCUUUAA